Salvia miltiorrhiza (redroot sage) is the source of this 1054-nucleotide messenger RNA. RefSeq names its product DNA-directed RNA polymerase V subunit 5C-like. The record is from RefSeq and is a predicted model, not a curated record. The transcript is spliced from 4 exons. Gene Ontology annotation, biological process: DNA-templated transcription. NCBI's taxonomy places the organism in Eukaryota, Viridiplantae, Streptophyta, Magnoliopsida, Lamiales, Lamiaceae. Gene Ontology annotation, molecular function: DNA binding; DNA-directed RNA polymerase activity. Bases 179 to 829 code for a protein of 216 amino acids.
GCGAAAUUUUUAUAUGGAAAGCUGAAACGACAUACUCUGCAGUCCCGCCGUUGAUCACCCUAUCUUUCUCUACUGCACCUCCUCUUUUAUACUCUUUCCUCUGCACACACACACAAAUAGAGUGAGAAAGAGAGAGAGAAAUCACGGUUUCAAAAAAAAGAGAGAGACAUCAAGCAAAAUGCAGAAAGUGUGCAUAAAAAGUUUGGUGGAGAACGGCAGCGUAGAGAGCCGCCGCUACUACCUGGCGCGGCGGACUAUCAUGGAAAUGCUGAGCGACAGAGGCUACCAAGUGCCCGACAUGCACGCGGAACUCCGCCGCUCCCUCGCCGACUUCCGCGCCGAGUUCGGCAACCAUCCGGAGGCCGACCGCCUACGCAUCACCGCUCACCGUGCCUCUCAUCCUUCCAGAAAGAUUCUGGCCAUAUUCUGUGAAGGUUUUCAGACGAGAAAACAACAUGCCGUUGGUAUAUUGAGUCAGAUUGUGAACAAAGAAAUGCUGGAUAAGGUGAUACUAAUCGUGCAAAGCAAGAUGAAUUCCUAUGCUCAAAAGGUUUUGGACGAGUAUCCGGUGAAAGUGGAAACGUUUCUGAUUACUGAUUUGUUGGUUAACAUCUCAAAGCAUUUUCUGGAGCCGAAAUAUGAGAUUCUGUCUCUUGAGGAGAAGAAUAAGCUUUUGAAGCAAUAUGAGAUUGAAGAUAAACAGCUUCCUAUGAUGCUUGAAAGUGAUGCAAUUGCAAGGUACUAUGGUUUAGAGAAAGGGCAGGUGGUGAAGGUGUCUUAUGCUGAUGGCAUUCCUCAUUCUCUAGUAUCUUAUCGUUGCGUCGUCUGAUCCAAAAUCUCGCAUUUUGCAGUUGAUAAUUACUAGUACUAUGAAAUUUUAGUUGCAAACUAACAUUCGUCUCUAUUAACUAUAAUUUAUAAUAGAUGGGUUUUGAUGCUUGCUGUUGUCAACGGCUGUUUUGGUAUGUAAUUAUCGGCCAUAUACUGUUUGGGCUUCCACAUUACUUAGUAGUAUGGGCAAUUGUAUUUAUUGACUUGAUGAUCUUGUUGUUGC